Molecule: messenger RNA, 297 nt
Organism: Wasmannia auropunctata (little fire ant)
Lineage: Eukaryota; Metazoa; Arthropoda; Insecta; Hymenoptera; Formicidae
Product: DNA-directed RNA polymerase II subunit RPB7-like
Exons: 4
Biological process (GO): positive regulation of translational initiation; transcription initiation at RNA polymerase II promoter; positive regulation of nuclear-transcribed mRNA poly(A) tail shortening
Cellular component (GO): P-body; RNA polymerase II, core complex
Molecular function (GO): single-stranded DNA binding; translation initiation factor binding; single-stranded RNA binding
Source: RefSeq, a predicted model, not a curated record
AUACAACCUGGACAAGGUUUCGUAGUAUAUCCUGUCAAGUAUAAAGCGAUUGUAUUCAGGCCAUUUAAGGGUGAAGUGUUGGACGCGAUUGUGACUCAAGUGAAUAAGGUUGGAAUGUUUGCUGAAAUAGGUCCACUUUCAUGCUUUAUUUCUCAUCACUCAAUCCCAGAGGAUAUGCAGUUCUGUCCAAAUGUGAAUCCAGCCUGUUACAAAUCGAAAGAAGAGGAUGUAGUUAUCCAGGCGGAUGACGAAAUUAGACUGAAAAUUGUGGGCACAAGAGUUGACGCCACGGGAAUU